UUCUCAAUUUUGGUGUGGCGUUAGUCAUUAAGAAUGGCCAUUGCACUGGAUCCAAAAGAUCUCGAGGUAGGUGUCGGGAUGGCUAUUGAAGAUGACGAGAAUGAUACAUGGGAUGUCAAAUUGUCAGCAUCAGAGCCUGAUAGUGAUGAUGAAUUUGAACCCAAUGGCUUAUUUGCAAGACUUUUCAAAACUGGUUUUUCUAGUACUUUUAAGAAUCAAAGGAAAUACAUACCAUCCCGGCUUUUAGGUGUUUUUGAACAUAGUAGCACUGCUGAGUUACCUACAACCAUCACUGAAAGCUGCCAACUUAUUUUAAAUAUCAUUAGAAAAUAUAGCAAUAAUAUUCUUGUUCAAGAGAAAUGGUUAAAUGAAACUGAGUAUCUCUUGAAGAAUAAGGUCCUCACUAUUGGUGUGUUUGGAAGUCACAAAGCUGGAAAGAGCACUUUAUUGAAUGCACUCCUUCAUCACGAAGUAUUACCAACAACUGUUAUAAAUGAAACAGCAUUUAUUUUAAGAAUUUUUCAUAAACCUAGCAGUCAUUAUGGAAGCAGCUGUAUUGAAGAUACUGAACAACUUCUAUCAAUGAAAAAAAGAGAAAUUAAGGGUCGUCGGGUUAUUCAAAAAGAAAUUCGCAAAAGGAAUGUUGACGUUAGAGAAAAGGCUGCAACAAUUAGUGUUGAUGAAUUAGAAGCACACAUUCCCUUCCUAUGUUGUUGUUCCACUGGUGAUAUCAAUAUUGUGCUGUUAGAUACACCUGGUUUGUCUGAAUCAAAUGAUUUAGGGAUUUUUGAAGUAUCAGAGUAUCAAUUGAUGACCUGUGCUGUAUAUGUUUAUGUAAUAUCAUCCCAACAAUUGGAGGAUUCUAUUGAUACUGACUCACUGAGAGCUAUUGUUUUCAGGGAUCCAAAUGCAUUUGAAGAAAGGCGAAUCCUCAUUGCUGUAACAAGGCUUAAUGAGUUUAGUAUAAAAACCUCAGAUUCAGACAGUGAGGAUCAUGAUUCAAGUUCUGGCAAUGAUGAAGAAAUCCCUAAGCGUAUUGAUAGCAUAAAGGAGGUCAUCCAGCGACAGUGCAGGUGUUUAGGUGUGCCUAUUCCAGAUGAUUGCAUUAUCCCUUUGUGUGCUAUUGGAGCUCUUAAGGCAAGGAAAGAGAAACUAGGAGGAAAGAGGAGUAGAGAAAUGAGAAAGCUGAUGUUAGAGUUGGAUGUAUCAACUGCAGAAGAGAUAGAAAAAGUUAGUCAAAUAUCAUUAUUGGAAGAAAAACUUAUUGAAGUUGCUGGUAAUUCUCAUUAUUUAUGGCACUACAAUAUUGUAAGGGAUUGCACUAGAUACUUGGACCAAGCUAUAAGAAAAUUGGAUGAAACUAGGGAAGAAUUUAGGAGAACUGGAAAAAAGUUUCAUGAUACUGUAAAGGAGAAAAAGGAUAUCAUAGAAACGUUCAAAAAAUUAGUGAAGAGUAUAAGAUCCAAGUAUACAAAUGAGUCAGAAUUUUGUACAGAAUUGGAAACUGCUUAUAAUGAGGAUUUAAUGGUACCAUCUGUUAAUACAUUAAUUUUGUAAUGCCUAAGUGUAACAGGUUAUUUUUAUGGGUUUAAUAUUUUGUGGUUUGCCAAUUUUUGAUUUUUUGACAGCUAAUUUGAAUAGUUUGCAAGGUGACCAUGCUA
Molecule: messenger RNA, 1661 nt
Organism: Amphimedon queenslandica
Lineage: Eukaryota; Metazoa; Porifera; Demospongiae; Haplosclerida; Niphatidae
Exons: 11
Coding region: 34-1557 (507 amino acids)
Biological process (GO): mitochondrial fusion; mitochondrion localization
Cellular component (GO): mitochondrial outer membrane
Molecular function (GO): GTPase activity
Source: RefSeq, a predicted model, not a curated record